Molecule: messenger RNA, 456 nt
Organism: Colletotrichum tamarilloi
Lineage: Eukaryota; Fungi; Ascomycota; Sordariomycetes; Glomerellales; Glomerellaceae
Exons: 1
Source: RefSeq, a predicted model, not a curated record
GCAGAAAGGUGGGAGGAGAAGGCUCACACGGCAGACAGCGCGUGCGUGACGUCGGCGGUCCGGGUCAGAUACCUGGUGGAGUACAGCACCACGUUCGACGAGACGUGGGACCAUGUCGAUAUUGUGGUGUGGUCGUUCAUCGAGCAGUCGACGGCGAUGCUGUGUGCGAGCCUGCCCAGCCUGCGUCUGCUGCUCGUCAGCGUCUGGCCCCGACGUCGGUCUACGGCGUCGGAGAGCUUCUUCAGCAAGGACAGUCCGAAAAGGUGGACCCGGUCUGUUGACAGACUGAGGCGACACAAGACGCAGAUACGCAGAGACAGCGGCCCCGGACCGCAGCAUACGGGCGACGGCGUGCUUGUGACGACCACGGUCGAGGUCGAUCGGCAGUCCUACGUGGCUCUCGACGUGCCGCCCUUCCCACCGCCUGCCUAUUCUGGACGUGGCAACAACACAUAA